Paramisgurnus dabryanus is the source of this 638-nucleotide messenger RNA. Its product is annotated as lysozyme g-like. Gene Ontology annotation, molecular function: lysozyme activity. NCBI's taxonomy places the organism in Eukaryota, Metazoa, Chordata, Actinopteri, Cypriniformes, Cobitidae. The record is from RefSeq and is a predicted model, not a curated record. Gene Ontology annotation, biological process: peptidoglycan catabolic process; defense response to Gram-positive bacterium. Gene Ontology annotation, cellular component: extracellular region.
ACAUCUUUUCAUUACCCUCAUUAUCUUCUUCCUCUGGUCUGUAUUCUCAACAAAAGCAGUCAGCAGAGUCUUUCGUGAUUCAUAAUAAGACAGAAAGCAAAACUGUUAAGCAGUGAGCAGCUUCAUCAAAUACUUUACCUGCAGUUUUGAUCAUGAGGUUUCUGGUGAUAUUUUUCAUAUUGCUACCAGCAUGCAUUUAUGGAGACAUCAUGAACAUAGACACAACUGGAGCAUCAGAUAAAACAGCCAAACAGGACAAGUUAACUGUAAAGGGUGUUGCGGCCUCUCAAAAACUGGCUGAGAAUGAUCUGACCCGAAUGGAGAAAUACAAGAAUAAAACCAUUAAAGUUGGCAAAGCAAAGCAAAUGGACCCAGCUGUGAUCGCUGCCAUCAUAUCCAGAGAGUCCCGAGCUGGAGCUGCACUGAAGAAUGGUUGGGGUGAUCGUGGAAAUGGUUUCGGACUCAUGCAGGUUGACAAACGCUAUCACGAUCCUGUUGGUGCCUGGGACAGUGAAGAGCAUAUUACACAAGGAACUGAUAUACUCGUGAGCUUUAUUAAAAAAAUCCAAACUAAAUUUCCCAAAUGGACAAAGGAUCAAUGUUUAAAAGGUAUGUUAAAAUGAACCUCUAUAUGUCCU